Homarus americanus (American lobster) is the source of this 3278-nucleotide messenger RNA. RefSeq names its product RING finger protein 145-like. The transcript has 5 exons. Gene Ontology annotation, cellular component: endoplasmic reticulum; endomembrane system. Lineage: Eukaryota; Metazoa; Arthropoda; Malacostraca; Decapoda; Nephropidae. Gene Ontology annotation, molecular function: ubiquitin protein ligase activity. The record is from RefSeq and is a predicted model, not a curated record. Bases 97 to 2325 code for a protein of 742 amino acids.
UAUCCAUGUUUUGUUUUAUGGCGUGACUGACUCCAUCUGGUGUAGUGUCAUGGGUGGUCACAGUGAUGGGGUAACACUCACUUUUAAUGAUUCAUCAUGGACUACAGUAUUCGUCGGCGUAUAAGAGGGGCUCGAGGAUGGAAGCUGAAGGGUGAACAGUUUGAGGCCAUAGCGACUGUAAUCUUGAGAGUCCCCGGCUAUUUUAUUCUCGAUUAUUGGUAUCAAAAUGAUAUUCGCAACUGUAUUCCUCGAUCCUUGGCUUGGGCGGACGUUGUAUCGUCUGGGUUUGCAAUAUUUGCGGUGAUCCAGGGUGUAUUGGUGCUGUUGUUACCCCUAGAACAACUAGUCAGUUUAUACAUGCAUUACCUCACCAUCGCUGUCCUGGCUGCAGCCGAUACUUUCUCCAAUUAUUAUAUUGAAGGUGAAAAGCAUCUGGUGAAUCAGUGGCCAGAUUAUGGUACUGUCAGUUUCCAGGGAUUCUCAAAUAUGCUGAUGCUGCAGAAGUCCUUGUUUGACCCUCAUAAUGAUAUGGAAACACUGUACCUGAGACAACAAGUUGCAGCGAUUGUAUUUCACACACUGGUGGCCACGUUUGUAACAUUCUUCCUGGACUUAGAGUGUAACAAGGAUAAGAUCCUGCUGCUUGUGUAUCUUGUGCCUGUGUUUGCCCGGCUAGCUGGCUUCCCAGUGACGGAGCUUCACUUGACACACAACUUUGCCUCUUGUUUUGUUAUAUUCUUGACUGUACAGUAUAUAUUCCUGUGUGUUCCUCAUGUGUUCAGGUUCUUGAAGCACAUAUAUGGUACUCUGAUGGAGAUGAUUGAACUGUAUGGGCCUCUGGGGGUCAUAAUUACGCUCUGGAGUCGACUAUUUGUUCCUAUACAGUUACUUAUAUUCUGGUUGAUGCUUUUUACUACACAGCUGUACAACCAUUAUUUGCCUUCUCAUAACACAGCUGUAGCUUCUAAGCCUGGGACAGUUAUCACAUCAUCUGGUGGUGCUAUGGCUGGUGUAGCUUCAGCAGUAACUGGUCAAGGGGCAUCAGUAGGGACUGCCAGCACACCAUCAAUGGGAAGCACAACACAGAGUGAGAUGUGGUACUUGGUAGUAGUGCAGAGCGCUGCUGAGGUAUGUUACACACCACUUAUGUUGGCUGGCACGUGUGUGGCAGUCUCUUAUGCUUCACGGAUUAUUUUGUCUAUCACUAGAACAUACACGGCCGGUCCCGGAGCUGCACCACUGCCGGAUGACCUGGUACACUCCGGCUGGACGGAGGGAGUCACCAUGGCUCUCCUGGCUGUACAGACUUCACUAUUAAACAUGGCUAUGCCUGAGCGUUUGGCAGUUUUAUCCAUAAUAUUGCUAAUUGUUGUAUCCUCAUUGGUCCAGAGUAUGUAUGAAAUUGUUGAGCCAGUAGUUCUGGCCCUCAGUGCUCAGGGUGUGGCAUCCAUAUCUCGGCACGCUCGGGCAGUGACUGCGUGCUUACUUUUGCUGCUGCUUCCAUUGUACAUGGUAUAUAUGUUCACUCUCAUAUUUGAGCAAGACUUUUGGUUGCUUCUUGUUGUAUCUACAAGCAUCAUGACUUCUGUACAAGUAUUAGGUCUCUUAGCCACUUAUAUACUACUUACAUGGGAUGCUGUUUGUGCUCAACCUUGGCCAGGCUUAGAUGACUUGGUUUAUUACACUAGAGCAACUACAAGGGUUUUUGAGUUUAUUGUGGCUGUGUUUGUUGUAGGUGCUGGAGUCAAGGAGUCUAUAACAGGCCAGUGGUCAUGGAUCAAUGCAGUUGUAUUGCUUAUUCACUGUUACUUUAAUGUUUGGCAACGUCUUCAACAAGGGUGGAAGAGUUUUUUGCUAAGAUUAGAGGCAGCCAAAAAGAUAUCGGCUCUACCCGAAGCUUCCCAGGAACAGUUGGAAGCCCAUAAUGAUGUUUGUGCCAUUUGUUAUGCAGAAAUGACUUCAGCCAGAACUACUCACUGUAAUCACCUGUUUCAUGGUCCCUGCCUACGCAAGUGGCUCUACGUGCAAGAUAAAUGUCCCAUGUGUCAUGCUCCAAUUACUCUCAAGGAUACAGAUAUUACUGGGAAUGCCAAGCCUGACUCCUCUGAUGCCCUUCAACCACCACCCGAAUCUAUAGAGACAGAACUGGGUGCUAACAUUCCAUUGCCUGAUGAUGGGGAAAAUGAUGAUUUAAGUCUUCUAAAUACUGAUGAUGACGAUGAUGAUGAUGAUGAUGAUGAUGAUGAUGAUGAUGAACAAGAAGGGGAGGCCAUGUUGAAUGAACAGCUAAUAGAGAUGGAUGGAGGUAGAGGGAACACGUAUUAGUCAAGUUUUAGUAUAAAGCAGGUAUCCUGUAAUAGCUCGAAUGUCUUAUAGUCAUGUGUACAGAUGAUGAGUACUGUAAUGUUAAGUGAAGUAUCGAACAUGUUAAUACAUUAAGGUCUGAAUUUUCAAAGGGUUGUACUUGAAAUGUUUAAGAUAAAUAUGGAGAUAUGUGUAUGCAUCCCGCUGCCUCCUUUAACACUUGCUAUAGAGAUAAUAGCCAUAAUGAUACUGCUACUGCUGUGAGACUACCAUAUGGCAAGAAUUACCAUUUGAAACUUUUGAGAAUCUGGUUUCAGUAUCAGGGAUGGAGUACCUGUAUUCGGUAUUUGUAUUCGAAUGCAUUAUUCUUAGAAAUCCAAGUAUUUGCAUUCCUAUUCGAAUCCUCGGGCAAAGUAUUCAUAUUUGUAGGAUAAUCUGAAGAAUAAUAAUUAUUUUCUUGAUAGAAAUAACCAUACACUUGGCUGCUGAAUUUACUUUGUAUCAGAGAGAGAGAGAGUUUUUUGGAUGUACAGUCACUCAAAAAACUAUAUCUACUAGGGGGGGUGAAUUUCAGAAUGAACACUGCAACUCCUGGUGGUCUCGGCAGGGUUGCCGAACUCCAUUGUCCGUGUCAUAUUUUUUCAACACAAUUUUGUAUAUAAAAAUUUUUGAGUGACUGUACAUUCGGCUUAUUAAAUCCGUGACCCGAGUCACCCGAUAAGCUACCGGUAUAUAUCAUACAUUUAAAUUAGAAAUUUAAACAAACCGUUGGUAAAUAUCAUACAACUCUCAACGGUCAUCGCUUUGGUGAGUAGGCUACUGGUGAUGCGUUUGAAUCGUGUGAGAUGAAUGCAUAUGUACAGUGGGGUAUGCUAUAACGAACGGAUCCUACUACGAAUAUUCCUAUAACGAACCGUUUUACCUAUAAAAUUGAGAAUGCUAUAACGAACGAAACUCCUACAACGAACAUUAUU